AUGUUACUUUUUGAAAGUUUGCCAAAUGAAAUAUUGAUUGAAGUAUUUUAUUUGAUAUGUCCGUCGGAUUUGUUUAAAUCAUUGUUUAACUUGAAUUCUCGUCUUAAUUCGUUGAUCUGCGCUUUGCGUUUUCAUUUAUUAUUAUUAAGUUACAGAAAGAAAAAGUUUGACUAUUUAUGUGAAACGAUCAUACCAAAAAUUUCGAAAAAUCAUGUCGUUUCAUUUAAAUUUCAAGACGAAGAUGAUCGCUUUAGAAAACAUUCAACCUUACAGUUAUUAAUUCAUAUUGAAGAAUUUACACAAUUAAAAUCAUUAACGAUAUGUGCAUUAGUAUCAUCAAACAUAAUAAAUCUGAUAUCAAAAUUAGGAAAAUUCAAAUGCUUAACAAAUUUAUCUCUUACGUUUACUCAUCAAAGGAUUCAAUUUAUUCCGAGACUGGGAAAUGACGUCGAAACAGACACAAAGAAAAUUUGCAAAAUGAUCGUUUGGAAAGAGCUGAGAACAUUAAAACAUUGUCAGUUAUCAUUUCCCCAUGUGAUGUGUUUUCAAACAACAAUGACAGCACCUAUAACUUUAGAGUAUUUGAAAAUUCGUCAUUGUAACAUAAAUGAAAUGAUGGCAUUACUUAAACACGUACCAAAACUAAAACGUUUUUCUGUUACUAUUUACACGCAUGAAGAACAAUGUCCGGAAUACAAUCUACCAUCUCUACAAUAUUUAUCUCAUUUUACAUUAAAAAGUCGAAGAAUAUCAUAUGAGCAAACGGAAUAUAUCUUACGUCAUAUGCCGCAACUAAAAAAGUUCGUGUUUUCCGGAAAUUCGUUGCAAUUUGUUAAUGGUAAUAUGUGGGAACGAUUAAUUGUUCAGUUUCUACCACUAUUACAGUCAUUUGAGUUUAGUGUAUGUGUCCGCUAUUCUGGAGAAAAUCCAAAUCUGAAUGAAUUACUAUUGUCAUUCAAAACAGUUUUUUGGAGCGGUCACCGAUGGUUUAUCACACUUGAUUAUUAUCCGUUUGAACGUUAUGAAAAUCUAUUCAUUUACUCGAUUCCAUGUAAAAUAUCAUCAAUGCAUUUGAAAAUGCCAUAUGAUUUACAAACCCUAACAACCUCAACAAUCCAAAGUUGCACCACCACAAUUGCACGUCAGUAUCCAAAUGUUACAUAUUUACAAAUUAAUGGAAACAACGAAUAUGAUGAUUAUCGACUAUUUUCUGAGAAAAUAACCAAACUAAUUAAUAUUUCAACCGUGAAAAUUUUGACAUUCUACGAUGUUCACAGUCGUUCUGAUUUUAAAUCGUUACUGCUAGGAAUGACCAGCUUACACUCAUUGCAUCUGAAAUAUGAUUUGGUUUUAAACAUUACAAAUCAGUUUGAUGAUCAAACAUUAUGUUCAUAUUUGGCUGAAUCAAUUACCGAUUUAAGAUUACAGCAUGUUGAUUCCAUAGAUCCUAAACUAUUGAAAAAAUUUCCUAAUAUAUUUCGAAACAUCCGGUACUUAUCCCUAUCUUUAACAAGCAAUACGUCUAUCUAUAUUAUUUUAUCGUUGCUAUUAAGAAAAAUGCAUAAAUUAAAAUGUUUAGCCAUUUCAUCAGACGAAAUUGCUCCGUUUUGUUCGAUUACCUUUAAGAACUGGUUUUCAAAUUAUAUACAGUUAAAUUUAUUACAAGGAGACGUUGAAGUUGAUGAUGAAGAUGAUUCACGAUUAUUUUUAUUGUUUAGUGGGUUGGCUCAUCUCUAA
This is a messenger RNA of Didymodactylos carnosus, 1737 nucleotides long. NCBI's taxonomy places the organism in Eukaryota, Metazoa, Rotifera, Eurotatoria, Philodinida, Philodinidae. The record is from the annotation of a GenBank genome assembly.